AUGUCAUCACGAUCCAACAAACCAGUAAGGCAGGAUUAUAUAGCGAAAAUACGAUACACAAACAAUUUACCACCACCACCAUUAAACCCAAAAUAUAUAGAAUAUAAUACAACAAAUCCAAUAUCUUCCAAAAUUGAAGGAGAACAAUUAUUAUCAUCAUUAUUUCGUAAAGAAAAUUUUCAAAAUUUAAUAGAAAGAAUAGAUGAAAAUUUAGGAUUAGAAUUAAAUUUAAUUAAUAAUCAUGGAUUUUUAGAUCAAGAUAAAUUGGAAGUUAUAGGACAAUUAACUAAUGAUGAUAAUUCUCCAAUAAAUUUACAUCCAAAAGAUAGAGUAUUAUUACGUGAUGCAGGAAUAGGAAAAUUAAAAAAAUCAGAACCAGGAGUAUCAUUUUUAAGAAGAACUGAAUAUAUUUCUGAAAGAUCAGUACCAAAAUCUUCAACAAAUAUUGAAGAAAAUAAAGUUAAUGAAAAAUUAAAAAAUAAUGAAGAAGAUCAAUUAGAUUCUGAACAUCAAUUAAAAGCUGUUGAAAAUACAUUUACAGAAGCUGAAAAAUCAAUGAAUGAUUUAACAACAAUAAAACAUCCCAAAAAUAAAAAAUUAAAAGCCAUUUCUACUUGGCCUUUAUUACCUGAUACUUCAAUGAUGGAUAAUAAAUUAAUUAAUAUGAAAUUUUUAGGAAGCGCUUCAAUCAAGAGAGAACAAGAUGUUUUAAAAAGAAAAGAAGGUUCAAAAUAUGACUCUCUUAUACAAAAACAAAAACAAGAAACUUCUAUAUUUUAUCCUAUAAAAUCAGAAGAUGGAGGAGAAUGGAUUUCAAUGUUUGAAUUAUCAUCACCUGAACAAAUCUCAAAACUUUAUUCAAAUUUAAAUUCAAUAGAACCAGAAAAUCCAAUAAAUUUAUUAGAUAUGGAAGAUGAAACUCAACAAAUAUAUGAUUUUAAAUAUACUAAAAAUUAUGAUAUGAUAUAUCAAACAUAUAAUAAUCCAUAUGGAGAACUAGCUAUAAAUUUUGUCCCCGAAGAAGAAGAAUCAGAAAUAGAAUCUUCAAAAUCAAAAUUUAAAAAAAGAAAAGUAGCUCAUUAUUUACCAAUAAAUGGUAAAAUAGAAUUAAGAAAACAUAGAGCUUCAACAAACAGUGAAAUUAAUAAAUUUAUAAAAGAAAGAACUUUUGAUGAAAUUAAAUUUAAAUUAAGAGAACCUACAACAAAUGAAUUGAAUUUAAUGGAUAAAGCAAGAUCUGAAUUUGAUCCAAUGGAAUAUGAUAGUGAAUAG
Lodderomyces pseudojiufengensis is the source of this 1272-nucleotide messenger RNA. RefSeq lists its product as uncharacterized. The coding region runs from base 1 to 1272 and encodes 423 amino acids. Gene Ontology annotation, biological process: transcription elongation by RNA polymerase II. Gene Ontology annotation, molecular function: RNA polymerase II complex binding; chromatin binding. The record is from RefSeq and is a predicted model, not a curated record. Lineage: Eukaryota; Fungi; Ascomycota; Pichiomycetes; Serinales; Debaryomycetaceae. Gene Ontology annotation, cellular component: Cdc73/Paf1 complex. The transcript has a single exon.